Hydractinia symbiolongicarpus is the source of this 1868-nucleotide messenger RNA. RefSeq names its product peroxidasin homolog pxn-2-like. Gene Ontology annotation, biological process: response to oxidative stress. Lineage: Eukaryota; Metazoa; Cnidaria; Hydrozoa; Anthoathecata; Hydractiniidae. Bases 192 to 1499 code for a protein of 435 amino acids. Gene Ontology annotation, molecular function: peroxidase activity; heme binding. The transcript has 2 exons. The record is from RefSeq and is a predicted model, not a curated record.
GAAGAUCAUUACCACAAUGUGAAAGUUGACGAUCAGGAGGAAGAGAAUUCAACAACAGAUUAUCUGCUUUUAUUGAUUCUGCUAACGUGUACAGUCACGAACCAGAACUUCUUGAAAGUUUACGGACAAAUGAUGGUACUGGAAGAUUAAGACUCACCGGUAACUUGUUGCCUUUGAGGACUACUAACUGUAUGCUAGAAAACGGAUGUUCAUUGGUCGGCGAAGAGCGAGGGGAUGAGAAUCCACCUUUGAAUACAAUGCAUACACUUUGGGUAAGAGAACACAACAGAAUUGCUGAUAAUCUAAGAAAUGUGAAUCCAAAUUGGAGAGGGGAUCUUGUAUUUCAACACAGUCGGAAGAUUGUUGGAGCUAUAUUUCAACAUAUAGUUUAUAAUGAGUUUGUGCCACUUCUUGCUAACCUUAAAAGAUACACUGGCUAUAAAAGCAGUGUUAAUCCAAGCAUCUCAAAUGCAUUUGCAAACGCAGCAUUUCGAUUUGGUCACACUUUGAUUCCGAAUUCUUUUGCCCGAUUGAAUAAAAAUUUUGAUCAUGCCAAGCCUGAUUUAUCAUUGCAAGAAUCUUUCAGAAAUAUUUUGCCAGUUCGCGAAGAUGGAAUUGAACCAUUAAUGUUUGGCUUACUUAAAAACCAAUCUCAAGAUUUUGACACAGAUUUCGCAUUUGGAAUUGCAAGGCGAUUGUUUGUGCCUGUUGGAAGCAAGGAAUACAGAGAUCUGACGGCAUUAAACAUACAACGUGGAAGAGACCAUGGUCUUCCAACUUACGGAGCAUUUAGAAAAUUUUGCAAGUUGGAAUCUGUAACACGUUUUUCACAGCUACGCGGAAUCAUUCGUUCCAGCGCUAUAUCGAAACUUAAAAGGCUUUACAGUAGUCCUAACGAAAUUGAUCUGUUUGCAGCUGGUUCAAGCGAAAUCCCACUAAAAGGCAAGCUUCUUGGUCCAACAUUUAGUUGUUUAGUGAAGGAUCAAUUUGAAAGAACUCGAGAUGGUGAUCGAUUCUUUUAUCAACGAAGGGCUGUAUUUAGUCAAGCUCAACUUAAUGAAAUCAAAAAAGUCACGUUUGCCAGAGUCCUAUGCGAUAAUUUAAAGGAUAUUGUAUCAAUACAGAGAGACGUAUUUCAGGCUCUUAACAAUGGAAAGAAAAGAGUUGAAUGCGGAAAUAUACGUGGAAUUAAUUUUAGGAAGUGGUUUACUGGCGGAUUAAGUAGUCCUGAAGGCGCUACUACCGUGAAACCUCAGCCAUACUAUCGUCCUGGAAACUACUACCGUCGACAAUACUCACCUGGACGAUAUUAUCGUAAACGAUUUUCUCGUGAAAGAAAAUUUCGUGGACGAUAUUCUGGUGGAAGAAAAUUUCGUGGACGAUAUUCUGGUGGAAGAAAAUUUCGUGGACGAUAUUCUCGUGGAAGAAAAUUUCGUGGACGAUAUUCUCGUGGAAGAAAAUUUCGUGGACGAUAUUCUCGUGGAUAUCAUUUUGGUUAAUUUCAGAGAAAAUACUAGAGGCAAAUACGCAAUCAUUUGAAACAUGGAAAAUAUUUCGACAGCACGUAACUAACAUUUUAUUUUGUUUCUGUUUUUGAUUAUGCAUAAGGUAUUCAAGGCAUAUUUAUAGCAGUAAAAACAGAUCACUUACAACUAAUUAGUCUCACGUAGCACUAGAAAAGGUCACUUCGUAUUUUGAAAUAACUGUUAAGGCUUGCAAAGAUUCUAAUUGUUCAUCCUCCAAAAGCUUCUGAAUAUAAUACUUUUUUAAUUAAACUUAUAGUCCGUCUUUGUAUUUUAUUUCGAAUAGCACAAAUAAUCUACUAAAAUAACAACUUAUCACUGUAGAUAAUUGUUACUUACUGAUUU